Molecule: messenger RNA, 1679 nt
Organism: Armigeres subalbatus
Lineage: Eukaryota; Metazoa; Arthropoda; Insecta; Diptera; Culicidae
Product: 2-acylglycerol O-acyltransferase 2-like
Exons: 7
Coding region: 402-1463 (353 amino acids)
Biological process (GO): triglyceride biosynthetic process
Cellular component (GO): endoplasmic reticulum membrane
Molecular function (GO): diacylglycerol O-acyltransferase activity
Source: RefSeq, a predicted model, not a curated record
UUGUCGCCGCGAUCGUUUCGGUCAAAUUCAUCUCACCAGAGCCGUAGAGCGUGCGUCGAAGUCCGCGUGGUCCCGCAGUAUUAAUAAUUGACCAAAAGUGUUUCCAACUAGAUCGUAUUGCCAUUUUCAUGCUGGCCGGCCUCCCGAGUCGUUGUUGUGGUAAAGAGAUAUUUUUGACGACGGAGGGAGAGCAGCAAAUCGAAGACGCUUCAGAAGUUUAUUCGUGAAGUAUAGUAUUAUUAGGUCGAAUGAUCAAUUGAUGAGAGGACACACUACACAAGUAUUGCAGAUAGUGACAAAGUUUACACUUAUUGAUUCGAAGUGCCAGUAAAAAAUAAUGCAUAGUUAUUGAGCUUCGUACAUAGGUACUAAUACACUGCUGGGACAAACAAUAGACCACGAUGAGGGAAAUUGAGUGGGCGCCGUUGAACGUGCCACUGCGGCGAAGACUUGAGACUCUCUGUGCCUUCGGAUGGAUGACUCUGUUUCUGUUCGGUGAACUGUGGAUGCUGAUUUACUACUUCUAUCUGCUGGUAUUCGGUGGGCUUCUCGCAAAAACGUUCUGUCUCGUGUACGGAGCGUUCAUUUACUACGAUAGGAAAGCGGGCGUCAACGGUGGACGAGGGCAAGGCGUAAAAUGGUUUCGCAAUCUGUUCUGCUGGAAGCUGUUCCAGACGUACUUCCCUGCCAAACUGCACAAAACGGUGGACCUGCCCGCGGAUCGGAACUACAUUUUUGCCGCCUUCCCGCACGGUGUACUCAGCACCGGCUGCUUCCUUAGUUUCGCCACCGACACCACCGGGUUCUACAAACUUUUCCCGGGCAUACGCUCCCGCAUAGUGACGCUGGACUUCCACCUGUUGGUUCCGUUCUUCCGCGAGCUGUGCUUCAGCUGGGGUGUGGCAUCCUGCUGUUCCGAAGGCAUCACUCGGCUCCUGACUGAGUCGAACGAUCCCAAAAGCUCAACCAACGUUGACGGGUACACGUCGAACGCCGUGGUGCUAAUUGUCGGUGGAGCCGCCGAGUCGCUCAACUGUCGACCUAAUAAUUUCCAGUUGGUGCUGAAGAAGCGCAAGGGAUUCUGCAGGAUUGCGCUGAAAACCGGAACUGCGAUCGUGCCGGUUAUCAAUUUCGGAGAGCUGGAUCUGUUCGAUCAACCGGCAAACCCUCCGGGAUCGAAGUUGCGACGCUUUCAGGAGUGGGUCAAGGCUACCACCGGAAUCGCUCCGGCCGCAUUCGUUGGACGUGGAUUUUUCCAGUACAGCUACGGGCUGAUCCCCCGACGAAAGCCUAUUAAUACAAUUAUCGGAGAACCGGUUGAGGUGCAGAAGAUUGAUGACCCAUCCAAGGAAGACGUUGAACAGUUACACGCACGAUUCUGCACCGCACUGGAGGAACUUUUCGAGAAGCACAAAAGCAAAUAUAUUGUAAACUAUGAUAAUGUAAAGCUUGUUAUAGAAUAGUUGUGGAUGUUGCAUGGUUGUAGGGUAGUCAAAUAAGAACUCAAAGUCCAAAGAGAUCAAAGCUCGCUCCACUUGCAUGUUUAUUUAUAGCCAUCACUGGUAUCAUUGUAGAAUAAUGUAGUGAAGUAAUACAAAUUAUGUUUUGUAAAGUUUGCAUUUCACGUAGAAAAUGAUACAUUGAUUGUAUCAAUAUACUGUGUAAAAUUCCUACGAAAA